Messenger RNA from Phalacrocorax carbo (great cormorant), 3700 nucleotides. The record is from RefSeq and is a predicted model, not a curated record. NCBI's taxonomy places the organism in Eukaryota, Metazoa, Chordata, Aves, Suliformes, Phalacrocoracidae.
AGUGACCCAGAGGGGAAGCUGACUCACAGGGCAGAGAAACGGUAAACCAGCAUCGAUACAAAACAAGCUGAGAGAACCCAGAAGUUAUUUCCCUUUUUAGAAGGGCACGAAAAAGAGGGAGGAAAAAAAGGGAGAGUAAAGUUUUGGACAGCUGUGUGUUCUGGCAGGGGCAUUGCGCACAGCCCUGUGCUGGUCAGUCAUUUAAAAAUAUCCAGAUUUCCUUUUAUAAAUAAAAAGGACAAUGAUAUUUCCUUUGGAGGGAGACUCAAAAUUAGGAAAAUCCCGAUGACUGCUUUGGCUAAAGGGCAAAAUGCCUGGGCGAAAAGCAAGCAGAAGCACAGCGUGCAGGAGCGGGGCAGUGCAGUGAGACUGCGUGCCCACCCAGGAGCUUGCACAAUCAAGGUUUAAACAAGCGGCUUUCCUGGGUUGUAUAUUUCUGUUCAUAUUCUUGCUGUAGAGUUUCUCUGGGAUCACCCAAGGAGGAAGAAGGGGCUGAAUGGAGUUAGCAGAAGAAGUUGGCAUCUUGGCAAAGCAGUACCUUGAGCGAGGCCUUCUGGUGCCGGACCACGUCAUCACGCGCGUGAUGAUGACAGAGCUGGAGAAGCGGCAAGAGCAGCACUGGCUGCUUGAUGGUUUUCCUCGCACACUGGGGCAAGCUGAGGCGCUGGACAGGAUCUGCAAGCUGGACCUGGUGAUCAGCUUAAACAUACCCUUUGAGACGCUGAAGGAUCGCCUGAGUGCCCGCUGGGUCCACCCGGCCAGCGGGAGGGUGUACAAUAUGGACUUCAAUCCUCCCCAUGUCCAGGGCAUCGAUGACCUGACAGGCGAGCCACUGGUCCAGCGCGAGGAUGACAAACCUGAGGCUGUUGCUGCCAGGCUCAGAAAAUACAAAGAUGCUGCAAAGCCAGUGAUAGAGUUAUACAAGAGCAGGGGCAUCCUUCACUCCUUCUCGGGGACAGAGACCAACAAGAUCUGGCCAUACGUGUACACCCUGCUUUCCAGCAAGAUACCACCUAUUCUUUCGGACGAGGAGAACUAAGCAGCUUGUGCCAAGGACCAAGAGUUAAUGCCAUCAUGGAUUUGGUUUCUCUGCGUGGUGCUGGGGCUGUGCUCAGAUUAGGCAAUCGUUCAGUAUCUAAAGUCCCUUCCCUGAGUGUACUGGGUGACAUUGGUGGAUACACGGUUACAGCCAGUAUCAAGGUGAACAGAUCUUUGCUUAUAAGGUCAAGUCUGCUAGAACAAGGGUUUUUUAUUCUUUUGAGGCUAUGAAGUAUUCCUGCCUCUGGUCCAAGUAUACACACAGAUCAGUGUUGCAAACUUGGGUAACGAUCAUGCCAGGUUUACAGAGCUUGCCAUGGUGUCCCUGCCACCCCUAUACAAACCACAGUCUCUGAGCCUACAGUGUGCCAUCCCAUUGCUCUACAGUACCGUUUACUGCAGAUUACUCUCUAGGUUGUUUUUUUUCCUAUAAAUUAUUUUCUAUUAAAUUUAUUUCUCAGAGAAAUAAAGUUCUAAACAGCAAGACUUAGCCCAGUGGGAACGGUGAGCAACAUGGAAAAUGUACGCUACACGUGGAAAGUGUACGCUACGAAGCUCAGAAAUGUGAAGAUCACAUUUCCAGCAUUAAUACACAUAAAAGAGGGAACACAUUUGAGGUAAAACAUGCACUUGUGCUUCUUCCAUAGAGAGAGAUGAAACCCUGUUAUAAAAUGCUGCUGUACAGUCUAGUUUUCAUGAGAUCUGUGACACUAAGCAGGAUCUGUGCUGAGGGAUGAGUUGCACUCCUUUGUGCUUACCUUGUUUAUAGUUUCUAAUAGUACAAGACAGUCAUGUUACAAGAGUUUCUCCCAAAGCUUUAUUUUAAGGUGUGCUUCAGUUUUGGGGAGAAAUCAAGUCAUUCCAUCUUUUGUGCUGCCUUUGUCCCUGAGAUCCCCUGGAGAUGAGGUGUUCCCUAAGCGGUACCUACUGUGGCUGCAGCAUCUCCAGCAGAAGCAGCUCCCUCCCCAUGAACCCUUGGAUAGGUGAGAGCCUUCCUUUCCCUGGGACGUGUGCAGGGGCUGCCAAGGGCCAUACCCAGGCAUUUCCCCAAGAUUUACAGUGUUGUCUGAGCAUGUCACUCCUCUUCUGUGCAGGAGCUUUGUGGCCAGGUGGAGUGGCUUUUCUUUUCUGGAUGUACUGUAACCCUCUUUGGUGGUAGGAUGCAGUACCUAAGCAAUGGGGAUGUUCUUUUGUCUCCUCGAGUUGCCUUAUUUUAUAAAAUAUAUAUUUAAGAAAAAAGCAAGAUGUGUAUUUUUAAAGGUUUAAAAAAAAGCACUGAAUUUUAGCAUCAACUUUUGGGAACUCUGCACAAAGCUGCUUGCAUUUGCAGAGCAUGCUGCAGUCUGCUAUGGGUAGCUCAGCAGGGAGGCAGAAAAGCUGUCAGUCCCCUACACACAUUUGAUUAAUUAGAGCAGCCUGGGCAAGUUUCUGUUGCUGAAAUGUCACUGCUUUUAUUUUUGUUUGGACAGUGGCCGUGGCAGGAGAGGGAGAGCUGACUGCUUUUUUAGGGUUGCACAGGCUCCGUGUGUGAAACUUCAGCACAUUCCAGGAAUCUUUUACCCCUGCUGAGCCACCAGCAUCCUCAAGCUAUCAGAGGAGCCCCUGGUAUUUGCUCUCUGUCAGAGGCAGCUUUGCCCUGGUGCUCUCCUGAUAAUGGAGCCAGAAGCCAUCGGGCAUCUGCCAAGCGGGAUCUCUGCUCACAUGCUGCCUGCUCGUUGCCUGCCUGCCAGUGAAAGCGAUGAUGCAGUGGCAGCAGGGGAGGGCUCCACAUCUCGCUCUGGAUGGGAAUUUCUCAGGUGGGAGCCGAGGGACCAUCAGGUUUCACUGCUGUCCCUGGGGGCCUUUCCAUCCCCUCAGAGCUCCCGGCUGGGAGGAUGGAAAUCUUCCACUCUGCAAUGAAAUCCUGUUUAAGAAAGAUUUUAGAUUCUCCCAUGACCCUUAGAAGAAGGUCUGGGCCACUUUUAAACACAAGUCUAGAAAUAGCCAAAAUGUGUGCGCUGUUUUCUUUCUACCAGUGAUGGGCUGGAGGGGAGGAGAUGAUGGGGAGGUGAGUUUUAGGCUAUAAAAGCAGCCUGGUCACGGUGGGUGGCUCUGCUGGGGCUAAGUGCCGAGCAGGGGGGCUGCUCCCUGCUUUCCCUUGCCUAGCUCUUGUGUCUCAUCCUUUCCUGCUGCAAAAUGACUCCUGCAGAGAGGCUUGCCCCUUGCAGCGCCCAGUGGCAGGACAGGGCUUGCAGAUGUCUUUGUCCCAGGAGAGCUGCCUGAGCACGUGUUUUAAAGGCUUUGAGUCCUGUAGUAGAUGUAGAAACACGACAACUGUGCACAAGCCCUUGGGAUAGAUUUUUCUACAAGAGUUGUUGUACAAUGCAUUUUCAUAGACCAAAUACUGGCAGGAAUGAGGUCCCAAAGCGAUAUAUGUUCCUUGCCUUUCUUCCCCACCGUGCUCCCCUUUGGUACUUUACUGUGAAUCUCAUGCCUUUUCUAAAGCGAAGGCAAUUUUAUACUGACCCAAGAUACUGUGUGGUGGGAGGAGGGUCUCCCCGCACACGGGGCACGGCACUGCUGGCACAUCAUGCCGAGUUUUCCUCCUGGAGUUUUCUUCCUGGCGAAUCGCUGCAGCUGUGUUACUGGUCAAAAGAUGUAAAUAAAUUUUUUCUUCUGCUUA